Manduca sexta (tobacco hornworm) is the source of this 1030-nucleotide messenger RNA. RefSeq names its product estradiol 17-beta-dehydrogenase 11. Bases 1 to 1017 code for a protein of 338 amino acids. NCBI's taxonomy places the organism in Eukaryota, Metazoa, Arthropoda, Insecta, Lepidoptera, Sphingidae. The record is from RefSeq and is a predicted model, not a curated record. Gene Ontology annotation, molecular function: oxidoreductase activity, acting on the CH-OH group of donors, NAD or NADP as acceptor. Gene Ontology annotation, cellular component: lipid droplet. The transcript is spliced from 6 exons.
AUGUAUAGGAAAAACGUGUUUGUCUGUUUCAUAGGACGCUUGGCUAGGAAGUUCAGGGCCCUGCAGGAGGUAUGGAUUCUGCCAUGGUGGGGCAGUGGGGGGUUCGCAGCCGCCCCUCUGUGGGCCUUGGAUGCCCUGGUCCUUGUUGUGAAGCUAUGCUCCACAUGUACCGUGGCCGUUGGGAAGAUAUUUGUACCACCAGUUUUGAAGAGUAUGCAUGGAGAAACUGUAUUGAUCACUGGAGCAAGCCACGGAAUCGGACGUGAAUUGGCGAUUCAGUUGGCUGAGCUCGGCGCUACCGUCAUUUGCUGGGACAAGGACGAACGUCGGAACCACGCCGUCGUCCAGGAGAUAAGGAAGAAUGACGGUGACUGCUUCGGCUACACAAUAGACGUAACCGCGAGGGAUCAGGUGGCCGCGUUGGCGAUGCGCAUGCGCAGGCAGCAGACGGAAGUAUCAAUGGUGAUCAGCAACGCUGGUACCACGACAUGCACACCUAUUAGCCAUCUGCGACCUGAUAUUGUCGAGAAACUUAUUGAGGUCAAUUUGUUGGCGCAUUUUUGGGUAAUACAGGCAUUUUUGCCCGCCAUGAUGGAACGUCGUCACGGACAUAUAGUUGCGAUUAAUUCUAGCGCAGGUUUGAUGCCCUGCGCGGACAUGAUACCCUAUUGCGCUGCGAAAUAUGGUCUGAGAGGUCUAAUGGAGUCAAUAACAGAGGAGCUGAGACUAGACACGUGGACUAAGGGUAUCAACACUACAUCAGUGUACCUAGGCACGGUGUCGACUGGACUCUACCCGCCGCCCGCGCAUCGUUUCACAUCCUUAUACUCCGAAAUUACUCCGAAGGAAGCCGCUGCGAUUAUUAUUGAAGGAAUACGCAAAAAUCAAAAAUGCAUCAGCAUACCUUCUUUCAUGAAAUCUCUAAUCGACAUGAGCAACCUUCUGCCGUACAGAAUAAGGAUUGUUUUCACCGAUUUUUUCAACUUCGGCCACAGGGGCUGGUUUUGUUUUUGCUAAGAAUUUAAUAACG